This is a messenger RNA of Hypanus sabinus (Atlantic stingray), 4298 nucleotides long. RefSeq names its product calcium channel, voltage-dependent, alpha 2/delta subunit 3a (gene cacna2d3a). The transcript has 40 exons. The coding region runs from base 35 to 3397 and encodes 1120 amino acids. NCBI's taxonomy places the organism in Eukaryota, Metazoa, Chordata, Chondrichthyes, Myliobatiformes, Dasyatidae. The record is from RefSeq and is a predicted model, not a curated record. Gene Ontology annotation, molecular function: voltage-gated calcium channel activity. Gene Ontology annotation, cellular component: voltage-gated calcium channel complex.
UCAGGCAGAGCUUCUGCAGGUUGUUCUCCGCCCAAUGACACUUCCUGAGGAGAUUGGGGCGAGUGAGGCCUUCCCCCACCCCACCACCAAUUUGGCCACAAGCCCCUACAAAGGAUUGCAAGGACUGUUGAAAGGAUUAUCGGAGUAUCUCUUCUACCUAUUGGAGAUAUUUAUCAGGGUAAAACUCUGGGCUUCCGCCUUUGGAGGUGAAAUCAAGUCUAUUUCAGCUAAAUAUUCGGGUUCGCAAUUCCUGCAGAAGAAAUAUAAAGAGCAUGAAAAGACUGUCACUGUUAAGGAAAUAGAUGGACUCCAGCUUGUCAAGAAACUGGCAAAGGAUAUGGAACAAAUGUUUCAUAAUAAAGCUGAAGCUGUACGACGCCUUGUUGAAGCUGCUGAAAAUGCUCAUUUGCAGCAUGAAUAUAAUUCAGAUUUGGAGUAUGAAUACUUCAAUGCUGUUUUAAUAAACGAAAAAGAUGAAAAUGGCAACUACGUGGAACUUGGGAAGGAAUUUAUUUUGGAGCCUAAUGAACAUUUUAAUAACUUGCCUGUCAAUAUCAGCUUAAGUGAUGUCCAAAUACCCACCAACAAGUACAACAAAGAUCCCGCUAUAGUAAAUGGAGUUUCUUGGUCUGAAGCAUUAAACAAAGUUUUUGUUGACAAUUUUGAACGAGAUCCUUCAUUAAUAUGGCAAUAUUUUGGAAGUGCCAAUGGAUUUUUCAGACAAUAUCCAGGCAUAAAAUGGGAGCCAGAUGAAAAUGGAGUCAUUGCAUUUGACUGCAGGAACCGCAAAUGGUAUAUCCAGGCAGCCACUUCACCCAAAGAUGUUAUCAUCUUGGUUGAUGUCAGUGGAAGUAUGAAAGGGCUUCGCAUGACAAUAGCCAAACAAACUGUUUCUUCUAUCCUCGACACACUCGGAGAUGAUGACUUUUUCAAUAUCAUUGCAUACAAUGAAGAGCUUCAUUAUGUGGAACCUUGCUUAAAUAACACUUUAGUGCAAGCAGACAGGAACAACAAAGAGCAUUUCAGAGAACACCUUGAUACCCUAAAUGCAAAGGGAAUUGGAAUGCUGGGCUUCGCUCUGACUGAGGCUUUCAUACUUCUGAAUCAGUUUAACAGCACAGGUCAUGGAAGUAGUUGCAGCCAAGCUAUUAUGCUUGUUACUGAUGGAGCUGUGGAUACAUAUGAUUCUGUUUUUGCAAAAUACAACUGGCCUGAUCGAAAGGUGCGUAUAUUUGCUUAUUUGAUUGGACGUGAAGCUGUGUUUUCUGAAAAUCUGAAAUGGAUGGCUUGUGCAAAUAAAGGAUAUUUCACUCAAAUUUCCACUCUGGCUGAUGUGCAAGAAAAUGUGAUGGAAUACCUUCAUGUUCUAAGCAGGCCAAAGGUGAUCGACCAGGAGCAUGAUAUCGUGUGGACUGAAGCCUAUAUUGACAGCACUCUCCCACAGGCUAAGCAGUGUUGUUCCAGCAUCAAGCAAAAUUGGCCAAUGCAGGAAGACGGAAGUUUCCCUGAACCUACUAGCAGUCUGACGACGGAUUCGGAUCGCGUUCUAAUGACGACGAUUGCAAUGCCAGUAUUUAGCAAGAAAAAUGAAACACGCACUCAAGGUAUUCUUCUGGGUGUGGUGGGAACGGAUGUUCCAGUAAAAGAGCUUUUGAAGGUUAUUCCAAAGUAUAAGCUGGGUGUUCAUGGAUAUGCCUUUGCAAUAACAAACAAUGGCUACGUUUUAACACAUCCAGAUCUGAGGCCACCGUAUUUAGAAGGAAAGAGGAGGAUAAAACCCAGCUAUAAAAGUGUUGACCUUUCGGAACUGGAAUGGGAAGACAAGGAUAACAUCCUUCGCAAUGGUAUGGUAAACCGGAAAACGGGGAAAUUUUCUAUGGAGGUGAAAAAGACUGUGGAGAAAGGGAAACGAGUCUUUGUGAUGACAAAUGAUUACUAUUACACAGACAUCAAAGGCACUCCUUUCAGUCUAGGUGUGGCUUUAUCUCGAGGGCAUGGGAAAUACUACUUCCAGGGAAACGUUACAAUAGAAGAAGGUUUGCAUGACCUGGAUCACCCAGAUUUAUCAUUGAUGGAGGACUGGAACUUUUGUAAUAUUGAUAUACAUCCUCAGUAUCGUAACCUCUUUCAGCUUGAUGCUGUCAAACUCUUCCUCACUGGGAAACAGCCACUUCUGCAGUGUGACAAAGAAUUAAUCCAGGAAGUACUUUUUGAUGCCGUAGUCACCGCACCACUGGAAGCUUACUGGACCAGCUUGGCUCUGAACAGAUCUGAAAAUGCUGAUAAAGGAGUUGAAGUUUCUUUCUUGGGAACUCGUACAGGCCUAAGCCGUGUCAAUCUGUUUGUUGGACCAGAACAACGUACAGAUAAAGACUUCUUGAGUCCACAAGACAAGGAAAAUAUUUUUACAGCAGAUCAUUUCCCUCUGUGGUACAGAAAAUCAGCAGAACAACUUCCAGGAACCUUUGUCUAUUCAAUUCCAUUUAGUACAGAGGCAGAAAAUAAAAGUAAUGUUGUGACAGCAAGUACAACUGUUCAGCUUUUGGACAACAGAAAAUCACCAGUGGUUGCAGCUGUGGGUAUUCAAAUGAAGCUGGAGUUUUUCCAAAAGAAGUUCUGGACCGCAAGCCGUCAGUGUGCUUCACUGGAUGGAAAAUGCAGUAUUAGCUGUGAUGAUGAGAUAAUAAAUUGUUACCUCAUAGAUAAUAAUGGAUUUAUUUUGGUGUCGGAAAAUUAUGCUGAGACUGGAACAUUUUUUGGUGAAGUGGAAGGAGCUGUUAUGAACAAACUAUUAAUGAUGGGCUCUUUUAAACGAGUAACACUUUAUGACUACCAAGCCAUGUGUAGAACAACCGUAGACAAUAGCGACAGUGCACAUAGCUUACUGGAUCCUUAUUAUGUCUUCUUUGCUGCAGUAAAGUGGAUAAUGACAGAACUUAUCUUAUUCCUGGUGGAAUUCAAUCUUUGCAGUUGGUGGAAUUCUGAUUUCACAGUGAAGGCACAGCGACCCAAACAAGUUCUCCAGCCAUGUGACACUGAAUAUGCAGCUUUUGUGUCUGAGCGGACAAUAAAGGAAACUACAGGGACAAUCAGCUGUGAUGGCUGCCACAAGUCGUUUGUGAUCCAGCAGAUUCCAAGCAGCAACCUCUUUAUGGUAGUUGUAGAUGCCAGUUGUGAAUGCAGUAUUGGGCCAAUUACAAUGGACCCCAUAGAAAUAAUAUAUAAUGAAUCCAUGAAAUGUGAGAAUCUCAGAUCGCAGAAAAUAAGAAGACGUCCGGACUCCUGUCAUCCUUUCCAUGCCGAAGAAAAUGCCAGAGAAUGUGGAGGUGUACUGGGUUUAAGAUCUUGCCGUGCAAUGCUGCUGCUGCCUCUCAUCCUUACAUUAUCUCAGAGGUGACAGAGACUCUUGUGUCAGUAUUGGCCUGAUGAAUCAUAAACUGAAUGACACAGUUUAAAGGAAAUGUCAAGCAGUGGAGAACCUCUUCUACAUUAUACAAAACAUUUGGAAUGGAAAGUAUUGGUGGAAUCAUACUGAAGAUAAAUGUCAGCACAGAAGUAGGCAAAAAGAUGUGCAUCUUAUGCAGAACAUAUACAGGUAUUGUCAUUAUGGUAACCAUAAUCUGUGAGCCUAAAAAAAUCACUUUGCAGGCAUCAUUGGUGAUUGAUUGUUUUGAGCCUUGCCUUAUCCUUAAAGAAAUUGGACAUGUUUGUGUACAUUUUUAAAUAAAUUAUCUUUUGAAAACUGCAGGUUCAAUGUAGCAUGGAGUACCUUUUCUUGUGUCAGUUGUUAACUCUAUAUUUCAUGGUUGUAUUGAUUUUUUUCUGCAUAUCACUUGUAUAUGACUUUACUAUAAAGGAAACUUGUUGUUUCUGUGCAAAAAAAAACUGUUUACAGUGCUAAAAUAUGUUCGAUUAGUUGCUAGAGUCCUGAUAGAAAUAGAUAUGGAAUGCAAAAUCACCUCUUCGGCAGUCUUUUAAAAGCAAAAAUGAAUUAACUAAUUAUUGCAUCAACCUAUGUUUCAAUAGAAAUGUUUAUUUGUUCAAACUAGCAACUUGUUGCUUUAUUGAAGGUCUACAUUUCCAUAAUCCAAAACCUAGGAAUAUUGUAGCAAGGGUAAUUCUUAGUUAAUUUUAAAAAGUGUUCAUUGCAGCUUUCCAAAUAUGCACGUUUUGUAUGAUAUGCCCAGUAAUGCUAAAUAUUAUAAGAGAGGAAUAUUGGAGAAAUGUAUGAAAAUGCAUAGAAUAUUUGAUCAUUCACGUAAUUCUGAAUAAAGAGAAAUAUUGUAAUGCUAUUGUUU